Messenger RNA from Glycine soja, 785 nucleotides. RefSeq lists its product as uncharacterized. NCBI's taxonomy places the organism in Eukaryota, Viridiplantae, Streptophyta, Magnoliopsida, Fabales, Fabaceae. The coding region runs from base 116 to 604 and encodes 162 amino acids. The record is from RefSeq and is a predicted model, not a curated record. The transcript has a single exon.
CUAGCAAAGCAAGUUGCACCGAAACUUCUCAUCUCAAAUUCUCAAUGAAUCCCAUAACCAAACCUUAAACAUAAUUUCCCACGUUAAUUGUGGUGUUCCCGUUAACCCCACCACAAUGGCCACCGCAAAAAUAGAGCACCACCGCGAGGAAGCUGAGAUCUACGAGGGCGAAGCGGUGUGCACGCAAAAGUCACGUCUCCUCUUGGACGAGAUUCUCCUCCCAAGAGGCUUGCUCCCGCUGGAGAACAUCGUGGAGAUGGGUUACAACCGCACCACGGGGUUCGUGUGGCUGAAGCAGAGGCACAAGAAGGAGCACCGCUUCGCCACCAUCGGACGCACCGUCUCGUACGCAACGGAGGUGACGGCGUUCGUGGAGGAGCACCGCAUGCGGAGGGUGACGGGUGUCAAGACCAAAGAGCUCUUCAUAUGGGUCAGCAUCUCCGAGAUCUUCGUGGAUGACCCUGCUUCCGGUAAGAUAACGUUCGCCAACUCCUCUGGGAUUGCAAGGUCUUUUCCUCUCUCAGCAUUCUCUCUCCAAGAGGAACAACAACAACAACAGCAAGAACAUGAUCAUGCAGAAACGUACCUAUCAACCAAAUCAUGAAGGGAUGGAAGAAAAUUUGUUCUGGGAUGAUUAUUAUUUUGGGGUAUUCUACGUUAGUUUUUUCUUUUUUUAAUUUGUUUUAUUCUUAUAUAUAGAUUAGCUUGAGAACUCAUAUUGCAGGAAUUAAUGUGCUGUUACAUUACAUGCAUAUAUACAUUUACAUGUUUUGAUUUUGAUUUCA